UAGAAAGGCAUUGGUUGCUGAGAGCUUAUGUACCUUUAGCUGGGGUAUCUUGUUUGGGUUCUAGUCAAGAGAAAUUCUACUUGGAGUUGUGGGAAGGGCUGUGCAGCUUAGCCUGAUGUAUUUUUGAAUGAGAUGAUGCGCAGAAUGGACCAGAUUGUUAGUAUCCCCUCAUCGGAGCCCCUAUGUGUGACUCUCGACAGACUCACAAGUUGGAGACUGCCUUACCAGAUCCCAACUACUCUAAGGAAUACGUCAGUGUUGAUACUUAGGGGCCGAGUAAAGUUCCAUCUCCAUCCGUUUGCCGUAAAUGAGAUGAACAUUGUUGAUAUAGUUGGUGCAGGUACAUAUCAGCACGUAAUCUCCCAAUUACAAGAACAGGUUAAUUUGAUUGCACAUUUAACUUUCAAUACCAUUGGUGCGUUGCAAAGGGAUGCCCCUCCUAAUCGACUGUCACCAAAUUAUCCUGAACCACCAGCACAUCCUACUGAGGAGGAGGGGACAAAUUUUUCAGAGCAGCCAAAGCUGAUGAGUUCUACUUUAGUGAAGGCUGCAAAGCAGUUUGAUUCAUUGGUUGCAGUUCUUCCAAUAUCCGAGUCAGGUGAAGAAGAACAGCUUAAGAGGAUAACAGAACUACAAACUGAAAAUGAUGCAAUAGGACAAGAACUUCAAAAGCAGUUGGAAGCUGCAGAGAAAGAAUUGAAUCUGGUUCAAGAGCUGUUUAGGCAAGCAUCAAAUAAUUGUUUGAACUUGAAGAAACCAGAUGACAAUUAAGCUAUUUCAUUACUAGAUCAGAGUGAGUCCAUUCCAAUUCUUUAAGUUAUUAAAUUAGUGAGACAUUUACUAAGGAAAUAUUUUACCACAAGGGAACCAAGCGAAGGAAAUGUCAAAAUAAUCAACAAACUAGAAGGAUAUGUUUCUGUAAAUGAACGAUAAAUACAAUAUGUCGAACAUUAUCUGUUUCCUUAUAUUUACCUAAAUAAAAUCCAUUUGUUUACUUCUA
Vigna angularis (adzuki bean) is the source of this 1000-nucleotide messenger RNA. RefSeq names its product mediator of RNA polymerase II transcription subunit 21-like. Gene Ontology annotation, cellular component: mediator complex. The transcript is spliced from 9 exons. The record is from RefSeq and is a predicted model, not a curated record. The coding region runs from base 133 to 771 and encodes 212 amino acids. Gene Ontology annotation, molecular function: transcription coregulator activity. NCBI's taxonomy places the organism in Eukaryota, Viridiplantae, Streptophyta, Magnoliopsida, Fabales, Fabaceae. Gene Ontology annotation, biological process: regulation of transcription by RNA polymerase II.